UAAUGGUUAGUUGGCGACCCUGGUAGCAGACGAUACAUUGGACAUCAUUUAAACAUGGCAUUUUAUAUAAGAAAUAUUGGAAUGUCUGUAUCUAAAAUUUUAGUUUUUUGUAAGGAUAUAGGAAAAUUCGGUUUCAAAUUAAGUGCUGUUAAACUUAACAGUACAUCAGUUGUAAGCCGGCUUGGAAUUAAUUCGAAUCAUGUAUGCUAUCAACACGAUUUAACCUACAAGAGGUCUUCCGGCGGUAUACAGUUGUUUAUGUCAGUAGGGCUUUUUAACUUUUUUGGCCUGAGAAACGACGAUAUUGAAGAAGAACCUGAACUAAUCACAACUAUAAAGAGGGGCGUUCUACUUACACAGAAAGGAGAGUUUAAGAAAGCAGAACAGAUGCUUCACAUUGCCUUAAAAUUAGCUCAAGAUCAACAAAAUUAUGAUGGCAUCACUUAUAUCUAUGAUUUACUUGCAAACAUAGCAUAUGAACGAGGAGAAUAUGGAAAAGCAGAAAAAUUAUUUCUUAGUGUUAUGCAGCACUUGUUGUCUGUGGGUGUACCCAAAACAGACAACAGAAUGAUUCAUAUAAGUCUCAAACUUUCAAAUAUUUACAAAAUUAAAAAGGAUAUCAGGAAAGCAGAAGAGGGAUUUAAGUUCUGUGUUUUGAGUCUCCAGAGUAAUAAUGAGAAAGGAAGAUGUGAUGAAGACACACUGUUGUUGUGGGCUAUGGCACUAGACUGGUAUGCAAGAUUUUUGGUGGAAGUGAAUCGUCUACCAGAGGCAUUUGACUGCUUCAAGAAGGCAUAUCACUUGUGUGUGAAAAUUAAUGGCAUGAAUAAUGAGGAAACAGUUGUACUACUAAAUGAUCUUGGCACAAUCUGUUUUGUUCAGAAUGACUUUGACAGUGCAAUUUCUUAUUUGACUCAAGCAGUUUCCAUUGGAAAUAAACUUCCUGAUAUGGAGGAUUUUGGCACUAUUCUAAUCAAUCUUGGGACUGUGUAUAUGAAAAAAGGAAUGAUGAAGGAAGCCAAACAAGUUUAUAAAGAUGCAUUGCAAAAUGCUAAAAAACACAACAAUGUUCAAGUCUUGAAAGAAGCCAGUACUUGUUUAGAUGAAUUGAAGUCAUCAAAAUCUACACAGCAGUAGUUCAUGCUAAAGUGAAUGUUCAUCAAACGAAGAGGACCCCAAACUAUGAUGAAUUUGUCUGCAGUAUUUAUACAGUUUAUGUUUGCAACAGAAUUCUGUUGUAUAUAACUCUUAAUUGCACAAUAACAGUUAAUGUUAAUUUUAUAUACUGCUUAUUGUAACAUUAAAAUACAUCUAAAACCAAGAGAAUAUAUAUAUAUAUAUAUAU
Messenger RNA from Zootermopsis nevadensis, 1345 nucleotides. It is a transcript of the gene Ttc19, whose product is annotated as tetratricopeptide repeat domain 19. The record is from RefSeq and is a predicted model, not a curated record. Gene Ontology annotation, molecular function: protein binding. Gene Ontology annotation, cellular component: mitochondrial inner membrane. Lineage: Eukaryota; Metazoa; Arthropoda; Insecta; Blattodea; Termopsidae. Gene Ontology annotation, biological process: mitochondrial respiratory chain complex III assembly.